AGGUUGAUCCGGCUCUCGUUGACAUGGCAACAACAAGCAGCAAAGAAAGUUUGGAGGACGUCGUGAGAGGAUCAGCAGGGGGUUCUGCCAACACCGUUUCCACCUGGCAAGGAGGAUCAGCAGGGGGUUCUGCCUAUAUCGUUUCCCCCUGGCAAGGAGAAAGCUGUGCGGAGUCUGGAGAGGAAACCGGGAGGCAAGACAAAGGUGUGAAAGUGUUCAGGUGUGAGGAGUGUGCCAAGCAGUUCAGUUGUCUUAGUCAUAUUGAGAGACACGUGCGGACUCAUACAGGGGAGAAACCCUACAGGUGUGAGGAGUGUGCCAAGCAGUUCCGUCGUCUUAGUGAUCUAACGAGACACAUGCGUACUCACACUGGUGAGAAACCCUACAGGUGUGAGGAGUGCAGCAGACAGUUUAGUCAGCUAGAUAAACUGAAGAGCCAAAUGCGAACUCACACUGUGGAGAAACCCUUCAGGUGUGAGGAGUGCAGCAUUCAGUUCAGUCAGCUGAGUGGCCUGAAGAGACACAUUCGGACUCACACAGGGGAGAAACCCUACAAGUGUGAGGAGUGCAGCAGGCAAUUUAGUAGACUGGAUCAUCUGAAGAUUCACAUGCGGAUUCACACAGGAGAAAAACCCUACAGGUGUGAGGAGUGCAGCAGGCAGUUCAGUCAGCUGCGUCAUUUUAAGACCCACAUGCGGACUCACACUGGGGAGAAACCCUACAGGUGUGAGGAGUGCAGCAAGCAGUUCAGUCAGCUGGGAAAUCUGAAGACUCACAUGCGGACUCACACUGGGGAGAAACCUUACAGGUGUGAGGAGUGUGCCAAGCAGUUCAGUUGUCUUAGUGAUCUAAAGAGACACAUGCGUACUCACACUGGUGAGAAACCCUUCAGGUGUGAGGAGUGCAGCAGACAGUUUAGUGAGCUCGGUAGUCUGAAGAAGCACAUGCGGACUCACACUCGUGAGAAACCCUACAGGUGUGAGGAGUGUGGUAAGCAGUUUAGUGAGCUGGGUGAUCUGAAGAGGCACAUGCGGACUCACACUGGGGAGAAACCCUACAAGUGUGAGGAGUGCAGCAGGCAGUUUAGUAAGCUGGGAAAUCUGAAGAGGCAUAUGCGGAUUCACACUGGGGAGAAACCAUACAGAUGUGAGGAGUGCAGCAGGCAGUUCAGUGAGCUUGAUAGUCUGAAGAAGCACAUGCCAACUCACACUGGUGAGAAACCCUACAGCUGUGGGGAGUGUGGCAGUCAAUUCAGUAGACUGGAUCGUCUGAAGACUCACAUGCGGACUCACACAGGAGAAAAGCCCUACAAGUGUGAGGAGUGCAGCAGGCAGUUUAGUGACCUUGGUAGUCUGAAGACUCACAUCCGGACUCACACAGGAGAAAAACCCUACAGAUGUGAAAAGUGCGACAGGCAGUUCAGUCAGCUUGGUAAUCUGAAGGCUCACAUGCGGACUCACACUGGGGAGAAACCCUACAGGUGUGAGGAGUGCAGCAGGCAGUUCAGUCAGCUAGAUAAUCUGAAGACUCACAUGCGGACUCACACUGGGAAAAAAACCUACAGGUGUGAGGAGUGCAGCAGGCAGUUUAAUGAUAUUGGGAAUCUUAAGAAGCACAAGCAAACCCACAAAGGAGGAACGCAACAGAACUGAAGACUGUGGGAUGCUGUUUAGCGCCACAGGCUAUGUUAUUACCCAAUUUGACGCACAAUCUGAGAACCGUUUUUGUGUAAGAUGUGCCAAAGAUACUGCAUGGAGACGAGAAAGCCUAAAGGUUCGAUGUAAAGAUAGCAGUAUAGGACGUUUACUAUAAGACUAUCCCCAGUAAAUGUAGCAGUAAUCCUAAUUUGUUAC
Branchiostoma belcheri (Belcher's lancelet) is the source of this 1853-nucleotide messenger RNA. Its product is annotated as gastrula zinc finger protein XlCGF57.1-like. Gene Ontology annotation, biological process: regulation of transcription by RNA polymerase II. The transcript has 2 exons. The record is from RefSeq and is a predicted model, not a curated record. The coding region runs from base 24 to 1652 and encodes 542 amino acids. NCBI's taxonomy places the organism in Eukaryota, Metazoa, Chordata, Leptocardii, Amphioxiformes, Branchiostomatidae. Gene Ontology annotation, molecular function: RNA polymerase II cis-regulatory region sequence-specific DNA binding; DNA-binding transcription factor activity.